AUGGCCGAAGGAUUCAAUGGCAUGGCCAUGGACCAGCCCGCUGGUACCAGCAGGACGAAUCCAUAUGCUGCGGAAUCGUGGCUCGAACCUUGGCUCAUCAAACAUUCCGAGUUCUACCGCAAACACCUGACCAGAGAUGGUCGCCGCGAGAGCAAGUCCACCCGCCGUCACAGCAUCGUUGCCGAAGGACUUGAGUCAAGGAAGAAUUCUGCCGCUCUGCCCGAGAACGACAGCGCAACAACCGAUGCCGCUCCCGCUCCCGUCGAAGAGCCACGACACAGUGUUGAGGGCGAAUCAUCCGCGUCCGAAUCUGAGAGCGCACCCAAGAAGACAAGACCAUUCCAUGGAUGGCGCAAGACUGUUGGCUGGGUCCCUCAUCCAUAG
This is a messenger RNA of Exophiala oligosperma, 384 nucleotides long. RefSeq lists its product as uncharacterized. The record is from RefSeq and is a predicted model, not a curated record. Bases 1 to 384 code for a protein of 127 amino acids. The transcript has a single exon. Lineage: Eukaryota; Fungi; Ascomycota; Eurotiomycetes; Chaetothyriales; Herpotrichiellaceae.